Molecule: messenger RNA, 2103 nt
Organism: Cercopithifilaria johnstoni
Lineage: Eukaryota; Metazoa; Nematoda; Chromadorea; Rhabditida; Onchocercidae
Source: the annotation of a GenBank genome assembly
AUGGAGCUAUUGUCCGAGGUAUUGCAUAUUUAUAACAAUAAGCUGGAAAUAAUGCUCAAAAGUACUGUUGUACUUGUACUGAUAAAAUGCAUCGGAAGUCAAGAAGUAUUGGAAAAUCAACGAUGUAAUCAUCAUCCUAAUAGAGGUACUUGUGAAGAUCGCGGAUUCACAAUAAAAUGGUACUAUGAUCGAUAUGCACAUCGUUGCAGAGAGUUUUAUUAUGGUGGUUGCGAAGGCAAUGAAAAUCAUUUUGAUUCAUUUGAAGAAUGCAGCCAAGCGUGCAAAUACGAACCGUUAGAUGAUUCUAGCAAAAGAUGUGCAUUACCACACGAUCCCGGUACUUGUGAUAAUAAUUUUGAACGUUGGCACUUUGAUAUGCGGAAACGGCAGUGUGUUUGCAGCUGGUGGUCAGGAUGUGGUGGAAAUUCUAAUAUGUUUUAUUCUUAUGCACAUUGUAUGUCAAUUUGUGGAAUUUACGCUGACAAUCACACUUCUGCUACCAAAAUAAUCUUUCGUCGAUUCAUUCCAGAAUCAAAAAGCAAUCAAAUUCAUUAUGUAAAUGAUUUUACGAAAAGUUUGCUCAAUAAAGCUGUGUCACUAAGAGAAGGACGACAGUACCGUAAUUUAUUUGCAACUCCUUCGAGGGACAAUGGUCGCAAAUUAUUACCCAGAAAGACAUUGCGACUAGUUAAUGUCCAAAAUUAUCAACAUCGAGAUCCGCAAUUAGCCAAAAGGUAUCAAUAUCUUCAAUACAAUCCAUCCGGGUAUUGGAGAGUGAUUUCCAAUCGUUUUAUACAAGAACCAAGGCAGAAAUAUAGUAUCCGCAUGAUGACCCGUAAACAUGGACAUGUGUCGGAACCGUCAGAUCAGAGACGCUGGGAAAACAUGCCGACCAAUAAAGUGCAAGAUUAUGGACAAGCUGAACAGUCAAAAAGACAAACAAGCUAUUCAAGAUCUCAAGAAAUACGAGGCAGCCAAGUUAUAUCGAAAAAAAGUCCAAUCCGAAUUAAUCAAAUAAACCAUCUUGAUACAACUGCAAUUCCAUCAUUAUCUGAAGACCUCCGUGCAAAACACAUUGAAGCAUAUAUUCAACAAACGCAAACUUCUGAACGUUCACAUGCUGAAGCUUUACGUGAGCGUGAUAGACUAAUACAGCAACGUCGUCGUGACGAGUAUGAACGAGCAAUGAAAUACGAACAAGAAUUGCUACAAUAUCAGCAAACUAUUCAGUCGAUGCAGAAUCGCGUGCCACAGGAACGAGCAGGUAAUACAGAUGUCUGGCGACAACAGCAACAAGUAUCAUCGCAAAGACAAUAUUUGGACUCAGUACAAGCUCAAGGCGCUACAUUCCUCAAUGCACCUUUGCCAGUAAAUGUUAGGAUGUCUGAAGAAGUUAGAAAUACAAAGUUGAAACAUCAGAGGCUUUCGGAUUCCAAAAAAUUGAAACAAAUAGAAAAAAAUCGAGAACUAUUGAAUACGACUCUCAAACCGCCUCAACUUAGGUGGAGGAUGCAACAACAACAACAACAACAACAACAUACAGAACCACAUACAGAAGGCUUUCCAUUAGAAAUCGUUUUCACUGCUGAUCAAGUCCCAGAUCCACAGGAUGUUUACGUUGCAGAGACAAUAAGUGCCAUACCGUUACCAAGUGAAGACUUUGAUCAACAGAAACAGAUGGUUACCAUUGAAGAUUACGACGAAGAUGAGAAUUAUACACAUGAUGAAGAAACUGAAAAUGAAGAUCAAGAAUCAUCCUUUCUGGAACACACUCCAGCAGAAUUUUCAGAAGGACGAUGGGCAUUAACAAUAGCUGUACAACAACCUACUUCUCCGUCAUUUACUUCUCGUUCCAUUGAAAAUCCCGUCGAUCUUAUUGCUGAUAUUCCGAAAAGAGAAACAGUUAUUGCUACAACGGCGGCAACGAUGAAAAAACGAAAGGAAUCAAAAACGGAAAUAAGUAUGAUAGAGAUUAUACCAUCAAAGCAUGACAAUGAAGAUAAUAAUGUGAAAGUUUUGGAUGGUAAAAGUGAGAUUGAAGAAGAUGACAAUGAAAUCAUGUUUUGGCAAGAGCAAAGACAACGUAAAGUGGACAUGCGAUAG